AUGUCACGAAUAACCAAGAGCAGUAGCUCAUCCACAUCUACCCAAAAGCAUUCCAAGCCUCUCUCUGAAAAACGACAAGGUCAAGUAUUGGAACAUAUAGACGAUGAAGUACUCAAUGUCAAUGUUUUACGAAACAACCUCAAGACCCAAGCAGUACAAGCGGCAACAGCAUCGGAAACAAACUCCUCCACCUUAUUGCCACACACACCACCAAAAGAAACGAUUACACCUACAUUGGAAUAUGAAAUGUCACUACAAGAGAAAUCCGACCAGUUAGCUGAUGAAAAUUGGCAUAUAGCAACCGAGUACUACAAAAACAUCGAUACCAAAGCAUUUCGCCAAUACGAGCUAGCUUGUGAUCGAGUCAAAUCUUUCUACGAAGAACAACAUGCAAAACAAACUGUGGCAUACAAUAUCCAAGCACGAAUCAAUUUCAAAACAAAGACUCGUGAUACCAUGACUGUUUGGCAGGCGUUGGAGAAAUUAAACAAGUUGUUGGAUGAGAGUGAUCCUGACACUGAACUCUCCCAAAUCCUGCAUGCGUUGCAAACGGCAGAAGCUAUAAGAAGAGAUAACAAACCACGAUGGUUCCAACUUGUGGGGUUAAUUCACGAUUUGGGCAAAUUACUCUACUUUUAUGAUUCACGUGGUCAAUGGGAUGUUGUUGGUGAUACGUUCCCAGUGGGGUGCAAGUUUUCCAAACGCAUCAUUUUCCCCGAUAGUUUUAAAUCCAAUCCUGAUUUCUUGAACCCAUUGUACAAUACUAAAUACGGGAUUUAUUCUAAACAUUGUGGGUUGGAUAAAGUAAUGUUGAGUUGGGGUCAUGAUGAAUACAUGUUCCACAUUGCUCAGAAGUAUUCAACAUUGCCCAAGGAAGGGUUGGCCAUGAUCAGAUACCAUUCGUUCUACCCAUGGCAUCAAGAGAUGGCGUACACUUAUCUUAUGGACGAUCAUGAUAAGGAGAUGUUGAAAGCGGUUAAAGCCUUUAAUCAAUAUGAUUUGUAUUCCAAGAUUGAUCAAGAGUAUGAUGUUGAAGAGUUGAAGCCAUACUACCUUGAAUUGAUUGAUGAAUUCUUCCCGGAUAAAGUUAUUGAUUUCUAA
Molecule: messenger RNA, 1101 nt
Organism: Lodderomyces parapsilosis
Lineage: Eukaryota; Fungi; Ascomycota; Pichiomycetes; Serinales; Debaryomycetaceae
Exons: 1
Coding region: 1-1101 (366 amino acids)
Biological process (GO): inositol catabolic process
Cellular component (GO): cytoplasm
Molecular function (GO): iron ion binding; inositol oxygenase activity
Source: RefSeq, a predicted model, not a curated record